AGCCUUCCGCCGCUCCUCCCGGGGACUUACUGGACCAAGGCACCGGAGGAGCGGACAAGGAUGGCGCCCUGCUGCUGGUGGCUCCGGGGCGGGAUGACUUCAAACGGGGAUCUCAGGGCAUCGGCAUCGGGCUGCUGGCUAAGACCCCCCUGAACUACACCCGCCCGGCUAAGAGGAAUAACAUCCGCAAGAGGAGGAUCCAGAACCUAAUUUAUGACACGCUGGAGAGGCCGAGAGGAUGGGCGCUGCUCUACCACGCGUUUGUCCUGCUCUGCCUGAAAGUCUCGGCUCAGGGUAGAAACGCCCUCAGAGGCAGCUCAUCACAAGAGAGAACAGCACUUUCUGACCAGAUGAGUCUGAAGAGGCUGACUCAUCAUGUUUCCUGUUCAACUGACAAUGCGCGUUUCUCUGCAACACGACAUAUGCACCUUCCAGUAUGGCUGCUCCAUAUGUUGUGUGGUGUCCGAGCUGCACAUGACAUCACAUGUACACACUCAGCUUUUUAUCAGCUGAAAUCCCAGAAACAGCAGCUUCAGCAGAGGUUUUUGAUCGUUCUGGGCUGUUUGAUCCUGGCCAUACUGACGACAUUCAAGGAACACGAGAAGGUGUCUGCACACUGGCUGGUCAUACUGGAAACCUUCGCCAUCUUCAUCUUCGGAGCAGAGUUUGCACUGAGGAUCUGGGCAGCAGGAUGCUGCUGUCGCUACAAAGGAUGGAGGGGGAGGCUGAAGUUCGCUCGCAAGCCCCUGUGCAUUUUAGACAUCUUUGUGUUGAUUGCCUCGGUGCCGGUGGUGGCGGUGCGGAACCAGGGUAACGUGUUGGCCACGUCCCUGCGCAGCCUGCGCUUCCUGCAGAUUCUGCGGAUGCUGCGCAUGGACCGGAGAGGAGGGACCUGGAAACUGCUGGGCUCUGCCAUCUAUGCCCACAGCAAGGAACUGAUCACAGCGUGGUACAUUGGCUUCCUGUCUCUCAUCCUGGCGUCCUUCCUGGUCUACCUGGUGGAGAAGGACGACGUCUCCGUGAACACGUCCAACCAUGAAAACCCCACAGCUCGGACCGAACCGCAGGAUUUUGACACCUAUGCUGAUGCUCUGUGGUGGGGACUGGUCACUCUGACCACCAUUGGUUACGGAGACAAAACCCCAAAAACCUGGGCUGGGAGACUGUUAGCCGGCACCUUUGUUCUGAUCGGAGUGUCCUUCUUCGCUUUGCCUGCAGGUAUCCUGGGUUCAGGCUUGGCUCUGAAGGUCCAGGAGCAGCACAGGCAGAAGCACUUUGAGAAGCGCCGACAUCCAGCUGCCGGGCUCAUCCAGUCCGCCUGGAGGUAUUAUUCCACCAAUCCAAUCAGGGAAGACCUUACUGCCACGUGGAGAUUUUAUGAAGCUAUCAUCUCUCUUCCCUGCUUCAGGAAGGAUCACCUGGAGGCCAUAGCGAGUCAAAAGCUGAGUUUACUCGAGCGUGUUCGCCUCCCCAAUGCAAGAAUGUCGGUUGGGACGGGCAAGAAGCUCACAGGUACGGUUGAUGCCAUCGAGGAAAGUCCCUCCAAGGAGCCCAAACCUGCCGGCUUCAGUAACAGGGAGCGCUUCCGGACUGCCUUCCGCAUUAGGGCCUCUACGCUCCGCCAGAGCACUGAAGAUGCCGGAGCUCUGGCAGAUCCAGCCUUAGAGGAGCGGGCCUUCCCUCCAGACAUCCUCCUGGAGGAGAUGAUUCCCACUCUGAAACUGGUCAUCAGGGCAGUCAGGAUCAUGCAAUUCCUCCUAAACAAGAAGCGGUUUAAGGAAACUCUGAGGCCUUACGAUGUCAAAGACGUGAUUGAGCAGUACUCUGCCGGACACCUGGACAUGCUCUGUAGAAUUAAAUACCUCCAGACAAGGAUUGACAUGAUACUUGCCCCUGGACCCUCCCUCACUCCAAAACACAAGAAAACUCAAAAAACGCCUUUUGCCUACCCACCCAAUCAGUCACCCAGGCACGAACCGUACCUAGCCAAAGCCGCCUCCAUGCCAGAUGCUGAAGACCAAAGCAUGAUGGGUAGAUUUGUCAGGGUGGAAAGACAGGUGGAGGACAUGGAGAAGAAGUUGGACUUUCUGGUGGACAUGCACAUCCAGCACUCCGAGCACCUGCAGGUGGACUCUGCGGGUGGUGCCCACAUGACCCUGGACACCUGCGAUCCUAUGAGGAAUGGUGAGAUGAGACAGGUUUUCCUCAACUAUGCCGAGGUGUUCCCGCACAUGUCGUUCCAGGCGCCUGUUGGGACUGGACGGGGGGAGGGGGUGGGGUUGGUAGAUGGAGCUCCAGAGCACGUCCACCAGCGCCACCCUCCAGCACCCAUCCCUCUGUACACCGAACGCCCCACAGUGUUGCCCAUUAGCCCCCUGCAGGACUUGUCAGUGGGGCCAGGUAGGACCGCAGGGGGGCAAGGGGCUGACUCUCCUCUUUCCAUGUUGUCGGUGAAUCACGAGGAGCUGGAGCGCUCGCCCAGUGGGUUCAGCAUCUCUGGGGAGCGGGAGGAAGGGGUGGACCUGUUGAUGGGGGGAAGGGUGGGAACUGAGGACGCCGGCUGGACAAGACCCAGACCAAGCUACCUGGCGGAGGGGGAGACGGACACAGACACUGACCCCUUCACGCCCAGUGGGGGGCCCCUGCCGCUAUCCUCCACGGGGGAGGGAUUUGGUGAUGCUGUGUGGGACACGCCACCUUGAAACAUGUUCAUGUGACCACACAGUCGUUCACGACCUUGAGUGAAGACCUUAAUUCCAACCCAUGCCUCUAAGCCCAAUUCAGUUUGGGUCAAAGUCACACCUCUGGACCAAAUCAUUUGGAUGAAAGGUGGGUCUAAUCCACCUUGAUGUUGCAAGAUUGCGAGAGAGGUCAUCAACCGUCAAAGGCCUCCGCGGAUCUCAUCGACCGAGUGCCGUCCAGACAGAGAGCCAUGGCAUCGAGACUGCCCAGAAACAAAGGGAAAGCAGAUGUUUGUAAAGUAGAACUCUGUACAGUGCACACUUCACAAAAACUUAGCUAAAACAAAAAAGAACAUUAAUAUACAUACUAUAUACACCCAAAAGCUUUAUCGCUGCAAAGCCAAGCGCACUGCAUGUAACGCAUGCAACUUUUAGUGUAGACACUGCAAAGUUCAGGAUUUCAGGAAAAGGAGAAAGAGAUUGAACGGAUACAUAUACCUGCUAUGCCAUUUUGUAUCACUUAUUUUUUAUAUGAAUACAUCUUCAUCGUUUUUUGCAUGGUUUGCAUGAUAAUGCAACAUUCAAGGGGCAAUGGUUGGUGGUACUAGAACCAAAAGUCUCCUGUCUCCUUUGUUGUGUCUGUCGUUUGGCGAGUAUGUUUCCAGGAGUGUUUGUGUGAGUGUGUGUGACUGGGAGAGAGAACACGCUGGUUCGUUGCUGGCAGUCCUUCUCACACAGUGCUCUAACUCUUCAAGAGUCAGUUCUGUCCAGAAACCAGAACUUUGGCUCUCGUCACUUUGUUUUCACUGCUGUGCUCUUGAGUUGUGUGUCACCACUUUGUGCAUAGAAACUUUCCACUUGGAAGAAAAAGCUUCAACAGAAUUUGAAACACUAAAUCUUUGCUGCUUUGCUGCCACAUGAAUUCAGGGAUGUAAAGCACCUGUAGGUCUUUAAAUAGCAAAGGAUUUUGUUCAGUUUGUCACUGCUUCAGGGCUUCACCUGGUGAUCGGAUGAUUUAUGUUAUUAGCACAAAUCAGUGGCUAAAAUUCUCAACAUUAAUUAGCUAAACAUUUUAAAUGAGCCAUUUAUUUCACUCAUGCUACAGUGUGCCAAACUCAAACCACCAGAAUCGAGCCAAAAAGCCACAAAAAUUGUUUUUUUUGAUGUGUUAAAGUCACGACAUGACCUAAACCUGAUCUCCAUCAAAAAAUAUUUCUACUGCAGAGAGUAAAUUCAGUAGUGUCUAAAAAGGUAAACAUGUAAACUCGUAUGUUCUUCACAGAUUUGAUGUCUUCACAAUAAAUUCUGCACAGAGCUGCUUUUGUUCUAUUUAAAAUGUGACCACAUGGAAGACAUGGCUGUUGAUUAAAACAUUUCAGAAUAGAGGAGCCAUCUGUGGUUUUGAGUGCCCAUGUCAUGUCCGCAAUCUGUAAAAUAUAUUUUGACAGAAAAUUGUGACUGCGAUUUCCUCAAACAAUUUCUUCAGACAACUGCAAUUAAAGUUUUACUGAGCAAUUAUAUUUUGAGUAGCUUGUCUAAUUUCCUAUUAGUAAUCCUCUGAUUUUAAGAGGGAUUUCCCAAAUCAGCCCAGCUAGCUACAGUCCUGGUGAAGUGGUAGUGCACAGUAAUGAAAUUAAAGGAGCAUUUACCAACAUAUCUGAAAUAGCUGCAAUAAAUGA
Molecule: messenger RNA, 4360 nt
Organism: Monopterus albus (swamp eel)
Lineage: Eukaryota; Metazoa; Chordata; Actinopteri; Synbranchiformes; Synbranchidae
Gene: kcnq3
Product: potassium voltage-gated channel, KQT-like subfamily, member 3
Exons: 17
Coding region: 351-2702 (783 amino acids)
Biological process (GO): potassium ion transmembrane transport
Cellular component (GO): membrane; voltage-gated potassium channel complex
Molecular function (GO): voltage-gated potassium channel activity
Source: RefSeq, a predicted model, not a curated record